This is a messenger RNA of Anneissia japonica, 1952 nucleotides long. RefSeq lists its product as uncharacterized. Gene Ontology annotation, molecular function: protein binding. Bases 89 to 1570 code for a protein of 493 amino acids. Lineage: Eukaryota; Metazoa; Echinodermata; Crinoidea; Comatulida; Comatulidae. The record is from RefSeq and is a predicted model, not a curated record. The transcript is spliced from 9 exons. Gene Ontology annotation, biological process: regulation of apoptotic process.
UUCGAUGGGUCCUCGAUGAUAAUUUCUAUUCCGGAGAUGUCCGUGUAGCUCUUCUGUGCGAUUCUGAAAAUCUAAAUCUGAAGAACAAAUGCGUCUCAUGUGCAAUGCUUGGCUGCUGUACAGAAUGUUUUUUUGUACAGUGCGGGGGAUGACAGAGGCUAGGGAGCAGAUUCCAGUGAUGGUAAAGUAUUGGCGUAAAUUGGAUAAAGAAGGGAUUCUUGAGGAAUGUCUAGUACGUUAUUUAUGGAAAAAUGAACUUACUGGCAGUCACGAUCACAAUGACGUCUUUGAAGACUGCAUUGAACUCAUGAAGACAUUUGGGCUUCUCUUUGAAAAGAAUGCACCAGAAGAGGACACUCGACUUUUUGUCGUGCCUUCCCGGAUGAAGACCAUGCCUAAUAAUAGAUUGGAGAUUAAGAAAGACAAUGAGCAGACAGUAUCCAUCUAUGUGACGCCUAAAGACUUUCUUCCCGACGCCGUCUACGAUGUCUUGGUCGUUAGAUUUGUAAGCCUGAGUCAGGAUAGAGGUUGCCGUGGUGACCCUAAAUUGUUUCAGAAUAAGGCUGAAAUUAUAUUCGAUGAUAAGCAUUGUGUGAGACUAGGUCGGAUUUUCAUUGACAACAAACAGUCUUUGAAACUUGAAAUAUCACGGAUGAAAGAGCGAGAUGAACAAUGUGUGGACAAGCCAACGUGCAAGCCGCAUCCCAGCGUAUGUACAGAGGUUUUGAACAUGUUAAAACAAAACCUAGAUGAGGUAUAUCCGUCUAAGAAAGUUGUUGGCUAUUCUCUGAACAUACUUUGCUUUGUCUGCGUGAACCCAGAGACACCACACUUUCAAGAACUUGAGUACUGCUUAAAGAACGAGUAUAUAAAUUGUGAUAAAACAGGAGAACUUAUUGUAAUGCCAACAGCUAAAGUACAGAAUCUAUUUGUGGCAGAUUCGCCUGUUGAUAACAAAAGAAAAAUAUCGGACUCAGACCAACUUGUAGUGAAAAAGUUCAAGACCUGUAAUACAACAGACGGAGAAAAAGGAAGUGCAGAAGAAUUGUUGGACUUCAGUGUGCUGAAAGCUGUUGUUUCUAGCUGGUAUGACCGCCACCGAAGUCUUUCUAUGUUGAAAGUGUUGUUCAGAGACAAGGUGGACAAUCACAAGCUAUCACAAGUAAAUAAGACGAUGAACUUGCUGAAUAAUUUGAUUACAUAUGAUCAUCUGAGUUCACGGAAUCUUGGACUCCUGUGUGAUACUAUUAGAGUAACCAAACAUUUAGGUCUUUUAAAGGAGAUUAAAGAAAAACUACCAUCAUUUCCGGAUGUGAGGGAAGGAAACAUUUCAACAAAAUUCACACCUCACAGACAAAAGUUAAUGGAAUUUGGAAUGAUACUGACCCCAUCCGACGUGACGCAGAUCGAUGAGUUAUAUAAUACACCUCCUAAGGACUAUACAGACGGCUGGGAAAUGAUCACUGAUCUUGAAGACAGACUCAUAAUCAUGGAAGAAAAUAUGAACAAAUUCAUUGACUUGUUGAAAAUCCUAAAUCUCAGUCUUGCAGUAGGCGCACUAACAACAUAAAGAUUGUUCAAUUCUGUUGGUACCGAAAGAAAGAUUUUACUCCGAAGUAUAAUGGAACAAGUUCAUGAACUGACAUACUGUAUCAACAAAUACCAACGGGUGAAGUACAUAAUGUGUAGAAGAGGAACAAGGGAUUGUAAGGUUAUGUUGACACGACAAUUAUUGUGCAAAGAUCAGGUGGAAGAUGCUAGUGAUCUGCUAAGAUCCACGACCACGAUGUGCCAGUUUUUGAGCCCCAGUGAAGGCCCUGUAGAUACGACAUAAUGUUACUAUAAUACCAGUGGUAUGGCAUUCCAAGAAACCAACAUAACAUCAUUCUCAAUUCAUCGACAAAAAGUGAUGAAACUUGGUAGAGUGUUAUUGCUAUACGAGGUAUACAGUC